Molecule: messenger RNA, 762 nt
Organism: Penicillium salamii
Lineage: Eukaryota; Fungi; Ascomycota; Eurotiomycetes; Eurotiales; Aspergillaceae
Source: the annotation of a GenBank genome assembly
AUGUCAGAAUAUGUGGAAGGCUACGCGAUUCGUCGCAACGAGUCAUGCGCCGCCAAUGAACAGAAAUGCACAAACAAUGGCCCGACAUGGGGCGAUUACCAGGCCUGUUGUCCUGGGAAUUCAUUCUGCUAUGAUUCCGACACCGGCAUUCCCAAUAUCAUGUGUUGCGCGCAGGGAAACGACUAUAAUUGCACGGCGAGCGUUGCGAAAUCUCCCUCGUGCGCAAACAAGAAAUGGAAUCUGUUUGACUGGAGGGGAUAUUUUUGCUGCGAGGAAGAUGAUUCGGGAUUCUAUGUUCAAGAUCGGGUUUUGGUCGGUUGCUCUGAGUCAAAAAAUCCGGGGAAUUCGAGCUUCAAGAUUUUGGAUGUCCUGUCUGCCGGUUCGACUGCGACUGCGACUUUAUCAACAUCAUCGUCACCCACAUCCUCUUCAACACCCACCUCGACAACCUCCGAAGCUGCAUCGAGUAGCUCAGCAAAGUCCUCCACAAACACAGGUGCCAUUGCCGGUGGUGUGGUAGGAGGUGUCGUCGGUGUUGCUGCCCUCGCUGCAAUCCUCUUCUUCUUUAUGCGCCGUCGGAAACAACACUCCUACGAGGCGACGCCGCAAUCGAAGCAUGAGAGACACAGCGAGUUGCCAUCACCACCGGUAUACUCGGAAGCUGGAAGUGGUGAACCGCGCAAGGAAUUGGGAGGACAAGCGGUGUCAGAGAUGGGUGAUACCCGUGUUCGCGAGGCCCAAGAGCUGCCGGCCACUCAUUGA